Molecule: messenger RNA, 1170 nt
Organism: Planococcus citri (citrus mealybug)
Lineage: Eukaryota; Metazoa; Arthropoda; Insecta; Hemiptera; Pseudococcidae
Product: protein Dr1-like
Exons: 3
Coding region: 271-825 (184 amino acids)
Biological process (GO): RNA polymerase II preinitiation complex assembly; negative regulation of transcription by RNA polymerase II
Cellular component (GO): negative cofactor 2 complex
Molecular function (GO): RNA polymerase II general transcription initiation factor activity; TBP-class protein binding; protein heterodimerization activity
Source: RefSeq, a predicted model, not a curated record
AAAAUCAACAAAACUUUCUGAUAAGGAUAACUUUUUAUAUUUUUUUUUUCGCAAAUAGUGUUUUAAUUAACCCAGAAAUGAAUCAUAAAUUGCUCUAAAAACAAUCAACUAAUGAACGUGAAGUCUAAAAUUAGUGCUCGAUCGUUUAUAGAAACCGUAAACGAAGAAUAUGUCCACAAACUCGAUACUUCUGUGAACAAGUAACGGUGUCAUACAUUUGAUUAUUUAUGUAGUUCACUGCUCUACUUUGCUUCAAACUCUUCAAUUGCGAUGGCUGGAAUGAGCAGUCUAAGUAAUAACGGACUAGCUGCCGAAUCUUUACUCUUCGGAGGCUGUGAAAAAGGCGAAGACGAAGAUCUAGCAUUACCCAGAGCAUCGCUGAAUAAAUUGAUCAAGGAAGUGUUACCAGACUUACGUGUAGCGAAUGAAGUUCGCGAUCUAUUGCUACAAUGCUGCAGUGAAUUUAUUCAUUUGAUAUCUUCGGAAGCGAACGAAAUAUGUAAAUCUCAACAGAAGAAGACGAUGAGUACCGAACACGUAUUACUCGCUUUAGAAAAAAUGGGCUUCGGAGAGUUCAAAGAAGAUGUCGAAGAAAUCGCUAAAACUUGUAAAGAGAAACGUCGCCGACAAAGUACCAGAUUAGAAAACUUGGGUAUACCCGAAGAAGAAUUGUAUCGUCAACAACAAGAAUUAUUCGCCAAGGCUCGAGAAGAACAGACAGUUCAUAAUUACGAACAAUGGCACGAAAUUCAAAUGGCCACGAUGCGUACCAUCGAUGAAAACAGUAACGACGACGAAGAAAACUACGAUGAAAUAUCCGAGUGAUGUUUUCAUCGAUUUUGAUUUUUUUUACCCACAAUUUGAUGACUGUAUGUUACACUUUUUUGGUUGUCAAUGUCAUAGAUAUGACAUAUUACCUACAUUUCACCGAAUUAUUUUACAGCAAAAUGAUGUCCUUGCUAUGAGUCACGUUUAGUUCGCGUUCCUUGGCAAAUGUACCGAUAUGUAUUGUCGAUAUUCGUAUUUUUAUUUUGAGUAUUUUUUUCCCUUUCUUUUUCUAAAAUAAUAUUUAUUCUAUGUUGUAUUCUGUAUUUUUGAUUUGAUUUAGAGUCUCGAGUACCCAGUUUCAAAUUCAAUAAAACACUUGUGAUUUUCAACUUUGUAAACGUA